This is a messenger RNA of Camellia sinensis, 731 nucleotides long. Its product is annotated as late embryogenesis abundant protein Lea5. Lineage: Eukaryota; Viridiplantae; Streptophyta; Magnoliopsida; Ericales; Theaceae. Gene Ontology annotation, biological process: response to stress. The record is from RefSeq and is a predicted model, not a curated record. Gene Ontology annotation, cellular component: mitochondrion.
UAAAAUCUAAUGGCCCGCUAUCUUUCAUCAAGUGUUAAGUUUCUUACUCCUUCAGUUGCAAAUGGCAUUUCUCUCUCUAUCAACAUGAAAAUUUCCAGGAUCAUCCCCACACCCCUCUGUUUCUUCCUCUUCUAGUCUUCUUUGUGUGUAUAUAUAUAUAUAUAUAUAUCCAUAUAUAUAAAUCAAAACCCAUUAAAAUCUAAUGGCUCGCCAUCUCUCAUCAAGUGUUAAGUUUCUUACUCCUUCAGUUGCAAAUGGCAUAUCUCUCUCUAUCAACCUGCGAGCUAAAGGUUAUGCGGCAGCGUCACUGUCACCGUCACGGGGAGGAGAACAGGCAGCGGCGAGUGGUGGUGAUGAGGGAAGAUCUAUUGAUCGAGUGGUGGAGACGGUCGAAGAGAAGGAUGUGGUGAUCCCUCACAGUCACAGUCAAGUGUUUGGGUCCACCACUACUUCAUGGGCCCCAGACCCACUCACCGGAUACUACAGACCAGUUGAUCGUGCGGCUCAAAUUGACUCAGUCGAUCAGAGAGAAAUGUUCCUCACUCACAAGGAAAUUAAGCACCCAAACUAAGACAAAUUAAUAUAUAUCUAUAUAUAUAUAUAUAUAAAGGGAUCUCUUCCGGUGGGCAUUGUUGGGAUCCACAAGUCAAUAAUUCAAACGGUUUAUAUUGUCGUAUCUUUUUGUGUAUAUUAUUUAUAAAAAAAUUUAUAUUGAUUUGAUAUUCGUAAUA